AUGGGAGGUCCUGGAAAAUUGUUAAAAGAAAGAACGAAAGGAUAUAGCGGGAAAUUAGAGGCAAAGAGACAAACAGAAACAUUGAAUAAUAAGAGCAAUCCGCAGCUAUUGCAAGUCCCCCAUUACAAGCACAGUUAGCAGUUGACUUAUCUCAGUCCCAUGAAACCCAUAAUUCAGAGUGAGGAGGGGAUUACAAGGAAUUUGACAUUUAAGACUCCUGAGGUCAAAGUAAACUCGCAUCUGUUCAGCGAGAAAAGGCAUCAAAACUAACUCUUAGACAUUAUAACCCCUGUCAAGAUCGAAAAUUACACCCAAGCUCACUCUAAAACUAAUUCAAUACACUAAAACCUCAUGAAUUCAGAUGCUAGAAGUGAAAAUCAUGAAAGUAAAUAGCAACACUAUUAAUAGGAGGGAAGACGACAGAGUUUAUACGAAUUCGAUUUAAAGUCUUUAAAGGAGGUUUCUUUUAAUGCGUAUUCGAAAAUUCGUAAUUUUGUUAAAAGCAAAACUAGAGGCAACACAUCUCCAGAUAAACAACUUCAUACAGAUUCUAAGAUAGUAUCUUGCGAACUGAAAUUGGUUCAAAUGAAUUCAGCUAAGAAAGAUCUUAAUGGCUAGUUCUCAGAAAAUAAUUUCCAAAAUAUGCCAAAUAUCAAAGCAGGUGGUGUUUCAGAUUUCAAAUCAUAAAAAAGUGAGAUAUGCCUGUCAGAUCAUCAAAGCAUAGACAGCUCAGAUUAAGUUACUUUCCAAAUCAUAAAUAAUAUGCCAAAUUUAGCCUAGUCCUAAACAGUAACUAGCAGACCAUCACUUUUAUAAACCAUGAAGACUAAAUUUUAAUAAUUAAUGAAUGGCCAUGAUGCGACGGAGGUUUAAUCUCCCCUAAAUGAUGGAAGUAGUUUAAAAGCGAAUUUUAAAAGAUACCAAAAAUACAAUUAAAUUCAUCAAACUUAUGAUAAUAGCGGAUAGAACAUACUAAAUGAAUUUAGUGGUAUCAACUCAAAUGAUGAUUAAAAGAGUAUGUUCGAUAAUCCUUUUGCUAACAGAAAGUCGCAUGAUAAUUUGAUCGGUGGAGGUGGAGUAUUAGCAAAGCAUAAAAGUACUAAAGACGAAGACAGAGAACUGUCAAAGGUCAUUGAUUAGCAAGUGUUCCAAAAUGAUAAUGAGGGCUGUUAAACUAUGAAAGCAAAUGGAUCUAGUCCUAAUAAAAGAAGAAAGCAAGCUUAUACAGAUAACUUUGGUCUAGCAUCCUCAGCUUCAAAUUUCAAUAAUAAAUCAGGUAACGCAAUAGCUAAGCAGUUUUAAAAUUUGCUGAUUCCCUACGAAAAAUAAGAGAUUCUUAAAUUUUCGGAAAUAUACUACAUUGGUAAAUUGGAAGCUAAAGAGAGUAGAAAAUAUAAGAGUAUUCUGAGUACAAUCGAUGACAAUUAUGGAUUCGACAGAAAAGGUGGUUUUUAUAAAGUAUUCAUCGGAGAUCAUUUAUUCUACAGAUACGAGAUUUUACAAGAACUUGAUAGAGGAGCUUUCGGUUAAGUGCUUAGAUGCAAAGAUCAUAAAACUGGUCUUGAAGUAGCAGUAAAAAUAAAUAGAAACUAAACUAGUCAUCAUAACACCUGUAGAGCAGAAGCAUAAAUAAUGCAAAGACUUAGAAAUACAAUAAGUGAUGAGGAAGAAAUUGUGAACACUCUAAGAUUGUUCAAAACAAGGAUACUUAAAUAUAUUGAUAGUUUUCUCUUCAGGAAUCAUUAUAUCCUUCAAGGAUUGAUAUAUGUCAAGCACUGUGACGUUAUUCAUUGUGAUCUUAAGCCAGAAAAUUUAAUGUUCUCAGAUUCAAGGAAAAAGGAUAUUAAGAUAAUAGAUUUUGGUUCAUCUUGUUCCAAGGGCCUUAAUGCAUUUACCUAUGUUCAAUCUAGAUUUUAUAGAGCUCCAGAGGUAAUCCUUGGGAUACCUUAUGAUUAUUCAGUUGAUAUGUGGAGCCUAGGUUGUAUCAUAGCAGAGCUAUUUCGUGGAAGACCAAUUUUCCCUGCACAAGACGAGAACGAGUUGAUGGAACUGCAAGUCUUGUUGUGUGGUAAUCCACCUCAAUAUAUGAUUGAUAAGGGCAAGAAGAAAGCCCAAUUUUUCAAUAUCAACGAAGGUUACAAAAUCAUUAGGAGUCACUAGUCUAGGUUGAAGCAAAUUACUAAAAACUCAACCUCUCUUUACCAUUUCAUUUUCCUCAACAGGUUUACUGAAAAUAUGAAAAACAGAGAGAUGUAUGAAAAGCUAUCAAGAGAUGAAUAGUUAAUGAUGGACUUAAUCAUAAGAUGCCUAAAUAUGGAUCCCACCAAAAGAAUAACAUGUGAAGAGGCAAUAAGGCAUGAAUGGUUUAAGGAUUUGCUAGUCUAAUGUGAAAAGGAAAUCGAACAAAAUAUUGAGGAACUCUAAAACAGAGAGUAUAUUGAUAUCCAUGGCAAUGAUCUUGAAGAAGAAAAUGAAGAUGAGAAUGUUGUUCUAACUUACCCUGAGUAAACAUCUCCCUCAGAAGCAUCAGGUCAAAAUCCAUUUCUUUAAUCAGGAUCAGAAACUAUAAAAAUCAGCAAAUUCAUUAAAAAUUCAAAACCAAAUCCUCCUACUAACAAACUUUACACCAACUUUUAAAGAGUAACUGUGGGAACAAAAGAUACUUCUCCCCUUUCCUAUGACAAAUAGUAUGAAAGUGCGAAAGUUAAUUCAUCCAAUCAAACACCUUAUCUUAAGGAGUAAAAAAUUCUCUUCACAUAGAGACUAGGGUCUACUACCACAACUCAAGCAGAUAGCUCAGGAGUGGGAUCCAAAAAUAAAUAUUGA
Molecule: messenger RNA, 2826 nt
Organism: Stylonychia lemnae
Lineage: Eukaryota; Ciliophora; Spirotrichea; Sporadotrichida; Oxytrichidae
Source: the annotation of a GenBank genome assembly